Molecule: messenger RNA, 1696 nt
Organism: Pseudo-nitzschia multistriata
Lineage: Eukaryota; Bacillariophyta; Bacillariophyceae; Bacillariales; Bacillariaceae
Source: the annotation of a GenBank genome assembly
AGACGAGAAUCGCACGACUUCCGCCACUUUCACCUGAAAUGCAUUUCGAUGACAAGUUACACUGUGGAGUAGACCGACAAGCAUCCAGUACAUGCUCACAAACAGAGUUACUACUGUACUAUUGAACUAUCUAGGUACAAGUUUGGAUUUCAUAGCUUCAGAACCAAGAAUAAUUGGGAUUUUGCGCUAUCAAAAAUUAGAGAAACAGCACAUAGAACGUAACGAACAGACCUAUCAAAGCAAGCGUAGCAAACAAAAUAGAGCUUGGCAACCAUGAAUCAGGAAGAAGAGAAAGAAGAAGUCAUUGAGGGGUCGGUUUUCCUUCCAGACCCAUCGAAACCUAAUUUCGGCAUGCGCGCCUCUCGAUGGGCCCGCGAUAUUCCCAUGAAGGACGACAAGGGCAAAGCAGACAGCAAUGGCGUACCCCCCAAUAUGGUGUGUAUAUCGGAAGAUCCAGAUGAAUUGUUCGAUGUCACAAUUGGAUUUUGGCACAGUAGUCAACCGCGACACAUGGAACUCGACAUCCGAAUCCAUCGAGCGGCAGACGACAACGCCGACGAUGAGGGCAAACGAGAUCUUCUCAAGGAUUCGGUGUAUGUUCUCGACGCUUACAUGGGUGGCGACUUUUCUCGCUUUCAUUGGUAUCAUCCCAAACCCAACAGCCUCUGGGCCAUGUACGGCACCAGAGUCAAUGACUACCUCAAUGAGCACUUCUGGAACGGAGAGAGGCACUCGAAAAAGACCCGUGCCCCAUUUGCCAUCGCAGUGGACGUCAAGGAACGAUGGUUUGGAUUCGAUGCUACGCACUAUUUCUUCGACGAAAAGACACACCGGAUGACAGGCUCCACGUUUCGCCUCCUCCUAAAGAGGUUCUUGCGUUGGGGGUAUACCCUUGGCAAAGCGCAGCUCUUUAAGUUUCAGCCUUUCUUUUUUGUAAACAACCAUUCCCAGGACUUGACCAAUAGCGAUCGAACGGAAGAAAACACCCUUCGCUUUAUCAAUUGCCAGGCGUCCGUGAGUCUCUGCGCUUUGUGGUGGAUGCGCGAGUUCGAUGAACUGAGCAAAGAACCGGAGCAUGACGCCACCAACACCGAUCUGAUUUGCGACAAGCUUUCACCGCUGCUCUUCCCCCGGAUAAGGAUGGAAAACUAUGUGAGCGUUUCGCCACUGGAAUGGAAAGACGUGAGCAAGGAAGAAUCUAGAAAACAAAUGGACGAAUUCCUUCAUGGUGCCGCCGUGAAGCGCGCCCUAUCCGACGAGUUCAGCGAGGAAAAUGUCACCAAGCUGCUGGUCUUGAUCAACAAUAGUGCCGGAACCACUGCUCCCACUUUACAAACCAUAGAAGGCACAGAAGCUGGCGUCAUUGGUGAUAGCUCCAUACAACAAAACGGCCGGUUUGUUUGCCGGCGGUGAACCAAAAAAUCGUAUUGCAUCAACAACCAACAGCUGUGAAAUAUUGUACUACUGUAUUAGUAAGAUUGAUGGUGUGAUAUAGGUUUGGAGAAUAAUGUUCUUGGUCCCGUUGAGGCAAAUGCAAAACGAAUGCAUUCUGUGCUUCUUCUAGUGUUUCUUUUAUUGAUCUUAGAUUCGUAUGCAACAUUAUUUCGGUAUACUUCUGCAUUGUUUGUCUUUCUACUUUCCCGCAAGAAAAAGCAGCAGUAUUUUGUAUGAAGUCAAAUACAACGAAGUUUUCCCC